Oncorhynchus keta (chum salmon) is the source of this 870-nucleotide messenger RNA. RefSeq names its product kelch-like protein 5. Gene Ontology annotation, molecular function: protein binding. Bases 349 to 753 code for a protein of 134 amino acids. The transcript has 3 exons. The record is from RefSeq and is a predicted model, not a curated record. NCBI's taxonomy places the organism in Eukaryota, Metazoa, Chordata, Actinopteri, Salmoniformes, Salmonidae.
GGGUGUGUAUCUGUGACUUGUAGAAUCCACACCCCAAAUCAUUCAGGCUGUUCUGGAUAGGUGUUUCCUAAUAAAUCGACCAGGGUGUGAAUCUGUGACUUGUAGAAUCCACACCCCAAAUAAUUCAGGCUGUUCUGGAUAGGUGUUUCCUAAAAAUCGACCAGGGUGUGUAUCUGUGACUUGUAGAAUCCACACCCCAAAUCAUUCAGGCUGUUCUGGAUAGGUGUUUCCUAAUAAAUCGACCAGGGUGUGAAUCUGUGACUUGUAGAAUCCACACCCCAAAUAAUUCAGGCUGUUCUGGAUAGGUGUUUCCUAAUAAAUCGACCAGGGUGUGUAUCUGUGACGAGAAUGAGGUUGUUGUUGUUGUGUGGCCUCCUCACCGCCAGGUGGAGCUGCUGCGCUCCGAUGGCGAAGCGUCGCGGCGGGGUGGGCGUGGCUACCUGGAACGGUUUCCUGUACGCUAUUGGAGGACAUGACGCUCCCGCCUCCAGCCUGGCAUCACGACUCAGCGACUGUGUGGAGAGGUACGACCCCCAGACUGAUGCGUGGACGGCGGUAGCCCCCAUGAGCGUCAGUCGUGACGCUGUCGGUGUGUGUCUCCUUGGAGACCGUCUCUAUGCGGUCGGUGGUUACGAUGGAACGGUUUACCUGAACACUGUCGAGGCCUACGAUCCCCAGACCAACGAGUGGACACAGGUGGCUCCACUGUGUCUGGGCCGGGCUGGGGCCUGUGUGGUGGCUGUCAAACUGUGAACACACACACACCUGAACACUCACGCACCUGAACACUCACGCACCUGAACACUCACGCACCUGAACACUCACGCACCUGAACACUCACGCACCUGAACACUCACGCACCUGAACACU